Molecule: messenger RNA, 2401 nt
Organism: Ziziphus jujuba (common jujube)
Lineage: Eukaryota; Viridiplantae; Streptophyta; Magnoliopsida; Rosales; Rhamnaceae
Exons: 2
Coding region: 251-2227 (658 amino acids)
Molecular function (GO): nucleic acid binding; zinc ion binding
Source: RefSeq, a predicted model, not a curated record
CCAAUAAAUUUUUUUAAAUUUUUUUGCAGAAAUUUUAAUUGAUAUAUUUUAAUAUAUUCCGAAAUUAAUAAGCGUUAACAGAAAUUUUUUUGCACAUUUGACAUGGAAAUGUUUCACGUGUCCCAGUAAUCCCUCUCUUGACAUUUUUCUUUCUUCUCAAAAGCACAGCAUAAAAAGCAAAAGAAACUAGAAAAUUGAACAUCACAAAGCACCUCUCUUCGCAGAAAGAGGAGGAUCAUCAGCAUCAAACAUGGAUUAUUCGUCAUACACAGAAGCCCAUCAUCAACAACAAUUCCAGCAUCCAGAACAACAGCAACAACAACAAGCCUACGAUUCUUCUCAAUUGCAAGCUUACGAUCACUCAACCCAGGCCUACUAUGCCUAUAAUCCUCAUCAACAACCCCAAGCUUCCUAUGAUCAAUACGCAUAUUAUCAUUCUUCACAAGAUUAUUCAGUUGCUUAUGCCCAACAACAAUCCCAACAGCAAUUCCACCAAGAACCCACCUCGAUUCACCCUCCCGGCGUCCCAAUUCCGCCGGCAUCCUCUCAAUCGGCCGAACCUGCUCAAACCCAUUUGCAGAGACAGCAGAAUGCGUAUUACCCACAUGGCGCUGUGGAAAGCCGCCAACAAUCGGUUCCGGGAUCGGAUGUGGCUGGGACGACCGGUGGGUUGAAUCCCGCGGCGGCCGUGGCAGCGAUUUCGCAGUUCACGCAUUUCGCCGGGAGUAUGGAUGCCUCACAGAGUUCUAUGCACCCGCCGAUUGGGCAAACUCCAUAUAGGGGUGGAGGUAGAAGGGGCAGUAGGCCCUUCAGAGGGGGUGGUCGGGGCCAUUUUGGUUACCGUGGUCCCAGACCAGAUGGCUCAGCCGCCUCUUUCCAUGGUAGGGGACGUGGCCAGGGUGGCAGUAGGCACUUCACUGUGCAUGGUGCUGUAUCAACGAAUCCGAAUUCAGCAUCUGCACCAGCUGAAGGCAUAGCCGCUUUAAUGCAGCCGCCUUCAGCAUCAGUUCCUGGGCAGGCACCAUUACCUGUACCAGCACAAGUGCCUCCUGCUCCAUUCUGGCAGCCUCCUCGUAUGGCAUGGUGUGAACUUUGUAGGGUUGACUGCAACACUCUGGAAAUUCUGGAGCAGCAUAAGAAUGGAAAGCGUCAUAAAAAGAAUUUGAAAGUACACGAGGAGUUGCAGAAACUCAACAAAGUCAUUACUGGACAACAGAAUGAACAGAUGCCCAAUGCUGUAACUAAACCAGAUGUUGGUCAGUCUGAGAAAGUUGAGGGACUUGUAGAGAAUCAACCCUUGCCACAAAAACUAGCAUCUGAAGUUGUUACUAAUAAUAAUGUAAAUGAAACAGAGCAACAGAAUGAUACCGUGGACAACUCUGAAGCUUCAGUGGAACCACCUGAGCAAAAAUCCAGGGAUCAGCUUUCAGCCAGGAGACGUGGUAGUAAGCGGAAGAUGCGAGGGCGUCAAGGGGGUAAGUAUAUGAGGGCCAAUGAAGGAUUAAGAAGACCAGUUGAGCCACCCAAACCAAAACAGGUGAUUCCUUUAAUUUGCGGGUUGUGCAAUGUCAAGUGUGAGUCGCAGGUUGUAUUUGAUAGCCAUUUGACUGGUAAAAAGCACCUAUCGAACCUUAAGCGCUUUCAUGGUCACCGUGCUUUGUAUGGAGAAGCAGGGCUUCAAGCACUGUACCCGCCUAACUUCAACGCUCCGUCAACUUCACUUGCCCCUCAAGUUCAGCAAGGUGCUAAUGACCCUCAGGUGCUCCUGGCCCAGUUGUUAAUGACCUACGUUCUGUCUCAGGCCCAAGCGUCUGGGGUAGCAGCCCCACAAGGGGCUCCACCCACCCUAACACCUGCAGCAGCAGCAGCAGCAGCAGCAGCAGCAGCGACAAUAUCAAGUUUUGUAACUCAGAAUCAGUCAGAUCCAAACACUCAAGGACAACAGCUAGUAUCAGCUGAUGGGAACCAAAAUGGUGCUUUGGCAGAAACAAGUAGUCAGCAGCAAUCUGUGGUGCGACAAUCUAAACCCCAAUCAGUUGGGAAUACAGACACCAAAACUGAAAGUGGAACCUCCGAGCUUGCAGAAAAGGAGAUACCUGUUCUUCCGGAUAAUUCAGUUGUCACAUCUGGAGAGAAUUCCGGCCUUGGCAGGCAAGUUGCUGCAGAGGCUACUCUCCCUGUUUCACAAUGUGAAGCAGUAGUCUCCUUGGAUAGGGACUCUACUUAAUGAUGUUGUUCUGGGUGAAGCAAAUAUUUGCUGUAUAAGAUAGUCACUUCAAGAGCUUUACUCUAUAUAUUGAAUUGAAAUGUAACUCCAUAAUUAUUUUUGUAAGAACAUACCCCUUCUCCUUACCCCCUCUUUGGAAAUAAGAAGCAAAGUACAAAAAUUUACAACUUUUUA